AUGGCUGUUGAAAGACCACAACAACAACAACAGGUGGAUGUACCAACUCAAAAGAGAAAUGAUAAACUUACUAAUCAAGAUCAUCAAAAUGUAAACAACAAUGUAACUUCUACUCAAUCGACUAAUACAAAUACUCAAAAGGAACUUCAUGUUACUAAUCCAAGUGUUGUGAGUCAUAUAACAAACGUACAAACUAAAUCCAUUAUGAAUCCAUGCGGGACAUCCGGUGCAGUAGUUAGCAAUACUCCAGAACCAGGCUUAAAACGUGUUGCUACUGUGACUUUUAGUGAUCCUAAGAUCAAUGCUAAUUCCAUUGGUGUGAGCCUUCUUAAUGGUGUUCCUAAUGGCAGCAGUAAUGGUAGCUCUACUGUUACUUCUCCAACUACCACUUUGGCAUCACAACAAUUGAAUAUUGCUCAAGAACAUGUUGUACCUAUUAAUAUUAACAAUGAUAGACAGAUGACUAAUACAAGCAACAACAUUUCUAAUAACAACAAUACCUCUAUUAUGAACAAUUCUAAAAAUCAUAUUAAUGCUACUCCAUCUACUAUUUUGGGAACUUCACAAAAACUACCUACCUCCUCAUCAAAUUCUCGUAUUUCUUCUAACAAUAUCAACAGUAACGUCACUAAUACCACGAAUAAUAAGUUGAAUACUUUAGAGAAAAAAGAAAUUAACAAACCUUUAGUAAGAGCUCCAAGUCCAUUACAAAAGAGUGGGAACGAUCAAAAUAAUAGUUCCGCAAACCACAUUAUUAAUAAGAAUAAAGAGGUAAUAAGUCCGUUAAAUACAUCAACGGCAGGAGGGGUAAGAAUAAUAUCGAAUCCAUCUAUAAUUUCACCAACCUCGAGUAUAUUACAAAAACCAAAUAAUACUAAUACUAAUACUAAUGCCAUUUCUACUACUUCUACUAAUAAUAAUAAUCCGUCUCAACAAUCUACCAAUACAAAAAACACGACUAAUCUGUCAGUAUCUAUGGCUUCUAAUAAUUCAAGAAGCAUAAAUGCUAAUAACAUACUUAAAAAUGUUUCGUCGCAUUCUUCAGAUAAUAAUGAAAAAGCAGAACAUCCACAUUUUUUGGUAGAAGACUCGCUUCAUAGUCCAAUUAUUAGGUCAAGAUCAAGUAGCACAAGUCCAAGACCUUCUAUUUCUUUAAGUCCGAAAAUUCCAACCUUAUUAGAAAGAGAAGGUAGUAUCUUGAAAUCUCAUCAAGAAUCUGUACCAUUAGAGUAUGUUUUGGAAGAAAUUGAAAAAGAUAAGAAGAAGCCUCAAAAUAUCUCACCUCCAUCUACAUCAUCAACCACCAACAAUGGUGCUGCUAACAAUAUUACUAUUAAUACAACUAUCAAUGGAACGAACACUAGUAAUAACUCCAGUGUUAGUACACCAGCCAAUAAUAUCAUUAAUGCUAUAAGUUCUAAUACCAAUAUGAAUACACCGAUGACAACUAAUACCAAUACACCAAAUUCUCAAAAUAUUAAUACACCACCAACAUUAUAUCAAAAUUGGACACCUAAUGCACCAAAGAGAGAUAAUGGUAAAAAUAUUGAAAGUAGACUACCACAAGACGAUGGGAAAUUACAUGUUUUAUUUGGUGGUACUGGUUGCUUAUCAGUCUAUAAGAUUAAAUUGAUGAUUAAGAAACUAGAAGAAAUUUAUGGUAAAGAUAAGAUCAGUAUUCAAGUUAUUUUAACAGAAUCUGCAGAACGAUUUUUUAACAAGAAAUUUACAAAGAGAAAUAAAUCUAAUAAUGAAAAAUGUCAAGAAACUUUUAUUGAAAACGUUAAUGGCAGUGGUGGUGGUGGUGUUAAUACCAAUAAUAAAACUUCCAAUACAAAUACAUCAACAUCAUCACCAUCAUCAACAACCGUUAAAUUGAACAAUAAUCCAAACACUAAUGGUGUACUAUUAACUAUUGAACAACCUCAACAAUUAGCACCAUUAUCCAGUCAACCAUCCAAUACAAGUAAUGCGUCUACUGCCACAUCAGGGGGUAAUGCAAACGCUACUGCUCAACCUGAAUAUUCCACUAGAAUCCCUGUACCACACAGUGGUGUUCCAGUACAUAAUGCUAAAUUUGAAUUACCUCCACAUAUCCAAGUUUGGAGAGAUAAAGAUGAAUGGGACGUUUGGGAACAACGUACGGAUCCUGUAUUACAUAUUGAAUUACGCCGUUGGGCUGAUAUCCUAGUCGUUGCACCAUUGACUGCUAAUACAUUAUCAAAGAUUGCUCUUGGAUUGUGUGAUAAUUUGUUAACAAGUGUUAUUAGAGCAUGGAAUCCUACUUUCCCCAUAUUUUUAGCACCAUCAAUGGUUAGUAGCACGUAUAAUUCUGUUGUUACCAAGAGACAAUUACAAGUCAUUAAAGAAGAUAUGCCAUGGAUCACAGUAUUUAAACCAUCAGAAAAAGUCAUUGGUAUUAACGGUACCAUUGGAUUAGGUGGUAUGAUGGAUUGGAAUGAAGUGGUGGAUAAGAUUGUCAUGAAGCUGGGCGGAUAUCCAAAGAAUGAUGAAGAUUUAGAAGAAGAUAAUGAUGAUGACGAUGACGAUGACGAUGAAGAAGAUGAUGAUGAGAAAGAGAAGGAAAGACGUGGUAAAGAUGAUGAUGACGAUGACGACGACGACGACGACGACGACGACGACGACGAUGACGACGAUGAUGAUGACGAUGACGACGACGACGACGAUGAUGACGACGACGACGAUGACAAUGACGACGAAGAAGUAAUAGAAAUUGUGACCCCUGUGGAACACGCUUUGAACUAA
This is a messenger RNA of Henningerozyma blattae CBS 6284, 2766 nucleotides long. It is a transcript of the gene VHS3, whose product is annotated as phosphopantothenoylcysteine decarboxylase complex subunit VHS3. The record is from RefSeq and is a predicted model, not a curated record. The coding region runs from base 1 to 2766 and encodes 921 amino acids. Gene Ontology annotation, molecular function: phosphopantothenoylcysteine decarboxylase activity; FMN binding. Gene Ontology annotation, biological process: coenzyme A biosynthetic process. Gene Ontology annotation, cellular component: phosphopantothenoylcysteine decarboxylase complex. NCBI's taxonomy places the organism in Eukaryota, Fungi, Ascomycota, Saccharomycetes, Saccharomycetales, Saccharomycetaceae. The transcript has a single exon.